CAAUCACAUUCGAUCUCCUCUCCUCGGCUCUCGACCAAUCAGAUUCGAGGACUGGCGCGGGGACACCAUGGCGGGCACGAAGCAAGAGACCAAAAACUCCAUCACUUUGAAAGGCUCUGCGCAAUUAGUUUCUGAGUUUUUCUAUUUUGGGAUCAACAGUAUCUUGUACCAGCGUGGUAUCUACCCCCCAGAGUCUUUCACAUUCCAGCAGCAGUAUGGCCUCACUCUUCUCACCACAACAGAUGAAGGAGUGAAGGAAUACUUGAAUAAUGUCUUGGCUCAGAUUAAAGACUGGCUAGAGCAAGGAAACAUUCAGCGACUCGUACUUGCUGUGAGCAAUGUCGAUACCCAGCAAGUUUUGGAGCGAUGGGAUUUUGAUAUCCAGCAUGAACCUGGAUUUGGCCCUCAGUCUAUUAAAGAGGCUAAAGUUGGCUCAAAAGACCUGAAAGUGAUCCAGAAAGAGAUGCGAGAUGUUAUUCGUCAAAUCACUGCCUCUGUGACCUUUUUACCUUUACUUGACUGUGUUUGUUCCUUCGAUUUGUUAGUUUACACACACCAGAAUGCAGAGGUCCCAGAGAAGUGGGCAGAGUCGGCUCCUUGUUUCAUUACAAACUCUCAAGAAGUCCGGCUGAAGUCCUUCUCUACAUCUGUCCACAAAGUUGAAGCAUGUGUGAGCUACAAGGUGGACCUCUGAUUGUUGCACUUGCAGCUUCUUGUGUCCACAUCCUUUUAGUGUUAAACCAAAUCUUCAGAUAGGUUAGGUUUUUAGGCAUAAUAAUGCCUCACAUUAUUGGAAGUUCCUCUUUAGAUCUUGCAUUGUAGCAUUAAAGGAUAGAUUCUCUUUUUACUAAAAUCAGUAAUCACUCAUUCUGUAACUGUCAUCCUGUACCUUAGUAACUUUUCAGGAAUUGAAAGAAUUCAAUCUUUAGUGAUGGUUGGUAACAGAAUAUUCAUAAAAUUUCAUUGAAAUUUUUGAGGUAAAGAACCUCUGCUGUAAGUUUUUUAUGUAGAUACUCAAGGAUCAGUUCAAGGAAAGAAAGAUUUUUUCAGUAAGUUGAUCCUAGAUUGAUAAGAAGCUCUUGUCUAUUUAUUUUAGAAAAAAAAGCUUUACAUAUGCUCAGUAGAUAAGGCUUACUUUGUAGAAACACAUAAAGUAACGCUUGAUUUUUUUCUUUCUUAUCAGUUCUGUCUUUCUUGUGUGUGAUAGUCACGGUUUGUAAUGUAAGUUCUCUUCAAGGAGUCUAUUAUUUCCAAAAAUAAUGUAGUAAUAAUUACUUAAGAAAAGUAUUCUGGUGCUCUUCAUAGUAAUUAGAUGUGUAAGUGAAUGACUGGAUCUCGAUUCUCAUCCUUUUAUAACAUUAAACAAGUUAUAUAUGGAGUAAUUGAUUAUAUUUGGACGGCAGUUUUCUCCUUCAAUGUGCUCGUCAGUGAAAUGCAUCAGAGUUCAUUCUUUAUUUUGUAUUAGCAGUCAUAGAUGCUGUAGAUAUUAUGUAUCAGGGAAGGCCCAUUCCAACUUGAUGGAGUAUGGCUCGAAUGUGAGGGUUUUAGAUUACAUUUCUUCUUUCUUGGUCUAGAAUCUGGUUGUUUGUAAGAGUAUUUGUGUCAAGUUAGCCUCCUAUUCAAACUUUUAGUGAAACAUGGUGAAAUGUUAAAUUUGGCAAGAAAGCUUAAUUUUGUAUUUUACAAGUAUAUUGUUUAUAUAUUGGCAUUGUUUUAAGACUUUUAUAUAAAGUUCUGUAACUAA
Penaeus vannamei (Pacific white shrimp) is the source of this 1744-nucleotide messenger RNA. It is a transcript of the gene mad2, whose product is annotated as mitotic arrest deficient 2. NCBI's taxonomy places the organism in Eukaryota, Metazoa, Arthropoda, Malacostraca, Decapoda, Penaeidae. Gene Ontology annotation, biological process: mitotic spindle assembly checkpoint signaling. The record is from RefSeq and is a predicted model, not a curated record. Gene Ontology annotation, cellular component: kinetochore; cytoplasm; nucleoplasm.